AUGUACGACAACAACUUAGCUUACGUUUGGGAUGGCGAGUCUAUAUCCGAGGAGUUUGCAACAGUAACUGGUCUUAAGCAAGGCUGUAUUCUUAGCGCCCUCCUAUUUAUAAUUUUCUUAAAUGAUAUUACUGAUGAAGUGAGAGGUGAAAUCACUGUAGAAGGAUUGACUGUUCCAGCCCUUAUGUAUGCAGAUGACAUCGUGCUAUUCUCCGAAACAGUAGAUGGCAUGCAGCUGAUGAUAAACAGGCUUGCGAUAUAUUGCAAUCGUUGGAAUCUGGAAGUUAAUUUGCAAAAAUCGAAGAUGAUGAUUUUCAGAGGUGGGGGUGGCAGAUAUUCAAGAAAUGAGCAGUGGAAAUAUAACGGACAGACAAUAGACAUUGUGCGCGAGUACAAAUACCUAGGAGUUUUCGUAACCUCAACCCUGAAUAUGAGACAACAUCUGGAGGGAAAAUUGGCGGAGGCCAAGCGCGCAAUCUCUUCGUUAUGGGAAAGGUGCUUCAGAAACAGGUAUGUUGAACACAGUGCUAAGCAAAAGUUGUUCCGCUCUACAGCCCUGCUCUACGGAACGCCAGUUUGGGGAUAUUCCGCCUUUGAAUCUGUGGAAAAAUUCCUAAGAUAUUUUGUGAAAAGAAUACUUUGUCUACCAAAAACUACCCCAAACUACAUGGUUUACCUAGAAACAGGUACACCACCUUUGAUUAUGGACACCCUCGCAAUACACUUCAACUAUAUUGUAAAGGUAUUUGAAAUGGAUGGUAAUCGGAUACCAAAAAAAGUUCUAAGAGCAGCUAUCCAAGGAAAAGGAUCAAUGUUCGAAGAAUGGACUAACCUCGCCGAAACAUGUGGUACAACCAUGAACAUAUCUUCAAGGGAACAACCGUCAAUGCUAAGGAGAAAGUUCAAUGAGAUCCUCGAAAAGUUUGGAAGCAUCUUGUUUGAGAGAUAUGCAUCGGAAGCCAGUUCUUCUCUGUCUAGAUGCUACUAUAAUCGUCUUAACUAUAACCUUCAACAGAACUCGUACCUUCUAAAUAAGAACUCAUUAAAUAAAAUAAAUAUCAUUUUCAAAGCAAGAGGAGAAUUGCUCAGUCUCAACUUUGUACCCCACCGACCAGAUCUGCCUUUACUGUGUAGUCUAUGUAACUUGAAAGCGCGUGAAGAUACAUUUCAUUUUAUUGCAAUAUGUCCUGUUCUGAUUGAAAUUCGGUUGAGAUACUUCAACAAACGCAACUUGGAAGAAGGAGAAAUGCUCAGCAUUCUCAACGGCGACCAGGGAUGGGAUGGACUUUACAACUAUGUUAUCACAGCACUGCGUUAUAGAAAAGCUAUUAUUGAAGAAGAUUUUUAA
Messenger RNA from Eupeodes corollae, 1347 nucleotides. RefSeq lists its product as uncharacterized. The coding region runs from base 1 to 1347 and encodes 448 amino acids. The transcript has a single exon. Lineage: Eukaryota; Metazoa; Arthropoda; Insecta; Diptera; Syrphidae. The record is from RefSeq and is a predicted model, not a curated record.